Molecule: messenger RNA, 1142 nt
Organism: Mucor mucedo
Lineage: Eukaryota; Fungi; Mucoromycota; Mucoromycetes; Mucorales; Mucoraceae
Product: Ribokinase-like protein
Exons: 9
Coding region: 133-1083 (316 amino acids)
Biological process (GO): metabolite repair
Molecular function (GO): ATP-dependent NAD(P)H-hydrate dehydratase activity
Source: RefSeq, a predicted model, not a curated record
CCCGCACUAAACGCGAAGACUGACGAUAGAUUCUGUGAUAUCAUAAUCCGGGAUUUGAGUUCAGACUAAAAAAAAUAAAAUGGGCUGAAAACAAUUAAAAUUCCCUUGUAAAAAGUUCGUUUUUAUACAAAGAUGCCACCAAGAAUUCCAGACAUUGCAAAAGUAAGACAGUUGAUUCCACCUCUUAGUCAAGAGUUUCAUAAAGGCCAAGCAGGAAGGGUAGGUAUUGUUGGCGGUUCGGAAGAUUAUACAGGUGCACCUUAUUUUAGUGGUAUCACGGCCAUGAAAGUAGGUGUUGACCUCUGUCACAUAUUUUGUGAACCUGGAGCGGGAACCGUGAUUAAGGCAUAUUCGCCAGACUUAAUUGUUCAUCCAUACUUGAGAACACAAGAGAAGAUAGGACAUACUUCAAUUAAGGAAAUUGUUGAUAGGGUGUCUAGUGUGUUUAACAGACUUCAUGUUCUAGUGGUAGGACCAGGUUUAUCAAGAGACGAAUGUAUGAUUGAUACUGCAAAAGAGUUAGUAUUCAAAGCCAGAGAGCACAACAUGGCAGUUGUUGUUGAUGCAGAUGGAUUGUAUAUGGUUCAGAAAUAUCCUGAAACUGUUCAAGGCUACAAAAAGGCUGUGCUUACACCCAAUAUUGUUGAGUUUCAACGCCUAUGUGAAAGAAUGGGUAUUGAAUCGAAAGAUCAUUCUAAAGAUCAAAUUGCAAAACAAUUAAGCAAGGCUCUCGGCGGAGUAACUGUUGUUCAAAAGGGUGCAGUUGAUUAUAUUACAAAUGGGGAAGAAGUUUUGCAAUGUGAUGUCGAGGGAGGUUUAAAACGUAUGGGCGGUCAGGGGGAUAUACUUUCGGGUGCCAUUGCGGCAUUUUUGGCAUGGGGAAAAGCUUACGAAGAGAAUCUCUGGAAACAUUCAAAUGAGAUCAAUAGUAAGGAUAUUGCAAUGUAUGCCUCUUGGAGUGCCUGUAGUAUAUCGAGAACAAGUUCAAAUUUAGCUUUUAAAAAACAUGGUAGAUCCGUUUUAACUACUCACAUGCUGGAAGAAAUCGGCGCAAGUUAUGAUCAAUUUAUGAAACACGAAUAAAAUUUACUAUAAAAACUCCCCAUUUUGAUUUAUUUUAUUUCUUUCUUUCUUCCUUAUCA